Messenger RNA from Racocetra persica, 169 nucleotides. NCBI's taxonomy places the organism in Eukaryota, Fungi, Glomeromycota, Glomeromycetes, Diversisporales, Gigasporaceae. The record is from the annotation of a GenBank genome assembly.
CGUGAUGCCUACGGCGAGAAUAAGGAAUCUGACCAGGAUAUGAUUUUUUCAUCAGACUAUCGUAUUCCUGAGUUACGUGGAGAAGCUAAAGGAUUAAAAGAAGUUCUAAGAGAAAGAGAAUUGUGGCCAGAAAAAGGAUUAAAAUUAAAAGAAGCACGAGAAUUAAUAA